Molecule: messenger RNA, 2793 nt
Organism: Annulohypoxylon truncatum
Lineage: Eukaryota; Fungi; Ascomycota; Sordariomycetes; Xylariales; Hypoxylaceae
Product: ankyrin
Exons: 3
Coding region: 205-2622 (805 amino acids)
Molecular function (GO): protein binding
Source: RefSeq, a predicted model, not a curated record
GAUUAAUAGUAUUUGCCAAAAGCAAGAACAUUUCAAAGUGCAUUCUUCAACUUUCAACCCACAGGAAAAUCACCUACACACUCCUAAAUUCAGCCGAUCUGGCAAACAUCGUUAUCAAACUACCUUAAUCCAUUCGAUUGCAGCUUCAGGAUUUUCCUCUAUUAACACCCGUAUUUCUGACGUUGUGUCAGAAAUAUUUCCAAGAUGACGCCCCUUCAAAGCUUGCCAAACGAGCUUCUCGUCAAGAUAGCAGGAUUCCUAGACGAUGUAGCCGACUUGAAUUCUCUUUCUGCAGCAAGUCGAAAACUCCACUAUAUCUCCAAUCCAAGACUAUACGCGUUGGCCGCAAAGGAAUUCCCUCAUCUCCUCACUUGGGCGUGUGAAGUUGGUUCACUGGGCGUGGUAAAGAAGCUGCUCGUAGCUGGAUCAAGUCCGAAUCUACCUGCAUUCAUGCCUUCUUCACAAGACCUCAACGACUUCCAAGAUACAUCGGACCACCCACUGAACGUGCUUAACAAUGUGUACGGCCACAACUUGUGGAAGAGACAAAGCAACCCAGACCAGAUCCUCGCGCGUGACAGGGUUGCGGUUUACGACCCAGAGUGUCAUCCAACAGUACAACAAUACAUUUCCGGUACCGAGUCAUACUGGUUUCCCCUUCACGCUGCUGUCAAAUCUGGUUCGGAUGAGAUAGUCAAGUUGCUCGUCAAUUCUGGUUCAUAUCUAGACCUCCCUUCGCGUGAGUUGUGUUCCUGCCGUACCAACGGCUUGGGGUUCGGACAAUCUGGUUACUGGACCCCACUACAUGCGGCAUUGUGCUCUGACGAUGAAGCAAUGACGAACUUACUUCUCACUCUUGGAGCAUCGCCACAUAUUGAACUGCUCACCGUACAGUCAAAUGCAUUGCACUGGGCAGCUCGUGCUGGUCACAUUUCCACUAUGCGCCUCCUUUUAGAAGACUAUCACACUCCAGUCGAUGUCCGAGACACUGACGGCGCAACUCCUCUUAUGUGGGCACUGGGGACUAAGUCGAGCGUGCAGACAAUGGAUUUUCUCGUCCAGCAUGGCGCCAAUCUCGAGGCGAGGCUUACAAACACCAACCAACGUUUUGGAGAGUUAACUCCUAUCACCCAGGCUGCUGCUCAUGCAUGGUUUAGCGAAGUUGCAUAUCUGGUCGAUGCUGGAGCUAACAUCGGCCCUACUCCACCAGAACGUUUCUCUACUUUAGAAUACUGUCUUUUUGGGUUAGGAAUGGCCAUAAACAGAGAAGAGAGGGUAUGGCAUGAAUAUUUCCUUUCCCAUGGAAAAUUACACCAGGAUCACUUGUUUAGACAUCAGGAAUUCAAGUACAAUAUAGGGCUGUUAGCAACUCGUCCUACCCCUGGAGCUUUCCCUUAUGGCAAAAUUCCCACAAACCUAUCAACACUUAUCAAGAGAUUAGUACAGCUAGGUGCCGGCGCCCAGGAUUCCGCACUCAUACGAGCAUGCGCGGGUCAUUCUCUGGAGCUGGUGCAGUAUCUACUUGCCAACGGUUACCAAGUCAACCAGGAAAUUGUCGGAGGCUUAUUUCCGCUGCUCGCUGCGGUUUCCGGUAAGAACCUGGAAAAGGCCGAAUCUCCUCAGGAUACUAUCGAUUACCUCCUCAAGCAUGGCGCGAAUCCUAAUCAGACAAAUAGUUUUGAAGAGUUUGCCUUGACGCAAGUUUGUUUUUAUCCCGAACGCAGUCCGAAACAACUCGAGGUAGUCAAACUUUUACUUGCCUAUGGCGCUGACCCAAAUAUUCGCACUCCUGUGCCAUUCCAUAUAUAUACGGAUAUCGUAUAUAUAUCGCCCUUUCAAGCAGCCUUCUGCAGGUGGAAAGAAGAUAUCUGUCGUUACCUCAUGGAACAAGGGGCUCAAAUCUCGCAUGAAAGAUGCGAUCUUCGUAAUAUGCUAAGAUGGCACAAAGGACGAUCUAUAUUUACGGGAAAGUUGCAGAGUCAUCGCGACCACCAUAAAUGCUGGUUUGACGAUACGAAAUCCGUUAAGGGAUUACCACUAGACAGGCAACCCCAUAAUCCAAGGGAGUACUUAGCUGAAGGUCAUGCAGACUGCCCUUGUUGUACUCCUUUGUCCUACCUACUAGAGAUUGACCACGAUGGGUGGCUUUUCAGGGAUCCUGAAUCGCUUUGGCUAGCUGCAAGUACCUGGUGGUUUCCAAUGGUCAAAAUCUUUCUGGAUUGUGGAGCUGCCGACGCCUCAUGGGAGCCGGACUACGACAAAGGCCGUACAGUCUUGAUACAAUACCUCAUUUGGAGAUCUCAUCAUUAUCUUCCCAUAAACUAUUUACAGCGUCUCGUAGAUAUUGGCGUUGAUGUUAACGCGAACUUUCGUGAGAGAGGAUCGGCGUUGACGUGUCUUUUAGAGAUGAUCGAAACCUACGCUGAGGAAGAUCGUCAAUCUCGGUUCUUCGACUUUCUCCAAGUCUUACUCGACAAUGGAAGUGUAACGUCCGCAACAGAUAUUGCACUGUUCAACUCAUACGCAAUGUACGCUGAAACGAAGGAUUUGGAAAUAGUGAGAGAGUUAUAUAAGCGGUUUUAUGUGGAAGGAUCAAGGAUAAUCUCGCGCGAAACUAGCUAGCGAUUAUUUUCUAAAGAAUCACUGGUGAACCCAACACGGGAAUUCCUCAGGCUUCUCGGCUACCUAUGUAUACCAACGUUAGCCAUAUAUCUUGCUAUUUGGCUAAACUAAGGAUAAUAAGAAGUAAUGACAGAGGCUUAGAGCUUAGUUAGGAGAGAGCCAACUAUGAAU